AUCAAUUUAGUUAAGCUUUAAUCAAUUUGGUUCAGUUAAGUAAAUAUUCCCAACCCAAAAUUAACUCGAAUCAGUAAAUAUUCCAACCUAAAAUUAACCCGAACCAUUCGAGUUCCGACCUUGUUUUGAUUCUUCCCAAUUCCCAUCCAUGUUGCACCUCCGUAAAGAUAGACCAUCACAACUUUAGUAACGUGUACUCAAAGCACACCUCUUCACACAUACGUAUAUAAAAACCACAUGUCCACGUUUUCAAACAUUAGCUUUACUCCCAACCUCAACUCCCAUUUUAUAUAUUUUUUCAAGCAACCCAGAAAUUAAUUUCCAAACUCUAGUCACUUUUCAUUUUUUUUUUUUUUUCUCAUCUUUAAAGCUAAGACAACAAAUAAGAAAAAACACAUUAAUUUCUAAUAUAGUUACACAUUUUAGGAUUUAUGAAAAUAUCAUUUAAUUAAUACUUAGAAAAUGACGCCUUCAUUAAAAUUUGCUCUGUUUUUUGCGGCAAAUUGCUUAUUUUUCUUCUGUGUAAUUCCAAUUAAUUCUCAAAUUAUUAGUCGAGCUGAUUUUCCAGAUGGGUUUAUCUUUGGCACCGCUUCUUCAGCUUUUCAGUUUGAAGGAGCUGUAAAUGAAGGAAAUCGAGGGCAGAGUAUAUGGGACACUUUUUCAAGGCUCCCAGGGAGGAUUUUGGAUUUCAGUAAUGCAGAUGUAGCUGUUGAUCAAUACCAUAGAUUUAAGAGCGAUGUAGAGUUGAUGAAGGAUUUGGGAAUGGAUUCUUACAGAUUUUCGAUUUCAUGGCCAAGAAUUUUUCCAAAUGGUACAGGAGAACCAAACCCGGAAGGAAUAGAUUACUACAACAAUCUUAUUGAUACUUUGCUUGAGAAAGGAAUUCAGCCCUAUGUAACCUUGUACCAUUGGGAUCUUCCACAGGCUCUUGAAGACCGUUAUGAAGGAUGGUUGGACAAUCAAGUAAUUAAAGACUUCGAGAAUUUUGCAUCAACAUGCUUUGAAGCUUUUGGGGAUAGAGUGAAACAUUGGAUCACCUUCAAUGAGCCUCAUGGUUUCUCAAUCAGUGGCUAUGAUUCUGGUGUACAAGCUCCCGGAAGAUGCUCAUUUCUUGGUCAUUUGGUUUGUAAGAAGGGGAAAUCAUCCGUUGAGCCUUAUGUGGCAGCUCACAAUAUCCUCCUUUCUCAUGCUGUUGUCUACCAUACUUAUCAAAGAAAAUUCAAGGAAAAACAAGGAGGGUUAAUUGGGAUUGCAUUAGAUGCAAAAUGGUAUGAGCCAAUAACAAGUAAAAAAGAAGACACAGAUGCUGCACAACGGGCAAUGGAUUUCUCGCUAGGAUGGUUCCUUGAUCCACUGUUCUUUGGUCACUAUCCAAAAUCAAUGCAGGAGCUUGUGGGAAGCAGGCUUCCUGAGAUCACACCUGAGAUAUCCAAAUUACUUACCAAGUCAUUGGAUUUUGUUGGCAUUAACCAUUACACGACAUUGUAUGCUCGAAAUGAUAGAACCCGAUUCAGGAAAUUUGUGCUUCAAGAUGCCUCAACUGAUUCUGCAGUCAUUACUUCUCAUUAUAGGUUUGGUGUACCAAUCGGAGAAAGGGCUGCUUCAAGGUGGCUAGCCAUCGUGCCAUGGGGACUGCGUUCAUUGACAAAGUAUGUGCGGGAUAGGUAUAGCAACCUACCAAUGUUCAUUACUGAAAAUGGCAUGGAUGAACAGGAUGGACCACAUGUAGCCUUAAACGAUGCCUUGCAAGAUGAUAAAAGAAUAGGUUUUCAUAGAGACUACCUCUCAAAUCUCUCUGCUGCAAUAAGGCAAGAUAACUGUGAUGUACGAGGAUACUUUGUAUGGUCUUUGCUAGAUAAUUGGGAGUGGAAUCUUGGUUAUACGCAUCGGUUUGGACUUUACUAUGUGGACUACAAGAACAAUCUAACAAGAAUACCUAAGCAUUCUGUCAAAUGGUUCAAAAAUUUCCUGAGGCUCGAUGAUAAUAGUCUGCACAAAGAUUCCUAACUUAAUUUGCUUUGCUUCUUCUUCCAUUAUGUACAUCAUUCGUUCUUGAACUUGUAUAUACAUUGGCGCAAUGUACACGACAGGAGACACAGGACAUAGAGAAUACUGCGAGGAAGAAGAAAGAAACUGUCAGUGAUCGAGAUUGGUACCAAUUUUAGGGUCAUAAUUAAGAUGCCAUUGACAGUUGAUCUCUUCAUGAAUUAAAUAUGUGAUUAUACAAAUUUCAAAACCAAUCAUUUUGAAGUUGUAACAACUUAUGUACAUGUACUGUACACUUGAAAGAAAGUCAUCAUACUUUACACUUUAAAGAAAUUCAUAUUUGGGUAGGAGAAGCCCUUUGUAACAGGCAGAGUGAUUCAUGAUCAAUAGGCAUUUCUGUAUUUUAGUUUCGACGUAGACGACUAAGAAAAAAUUCUUCUAGAGUUACCAAUAAUCAUUCUUCGAGGGGGGACUUCCAGGGUUUUGUGUUGUCAAUCAAACGAACACUUGUACUUGAUAAUCAUUUAUAUGCUUACAAAUUCGAAAGAA
Molecule: messenger RNA, 2535 nt
Organism: Chenopodium quinoa (quinoa)
Lineage: Eukaryota; Viridiplantae; Streptophyta; Magnoliopsida; Caryophyllales; Amaranthaceae
Product: putative beta-glucosidase 41
Exons: 13
Coding region: 463-2007 (514 amino acids)
Biological process (GO): carbohydrate metabolic process
Molecular function (GO): beta-glucosidase activity
Source: RefSeq, a predicted model, not a curated record